AUGUUUGGGGAGGAAGAGGGGGAUUUGUGCGAGUUUGCCGGCUUCGGGAACGAGUGGAAAAGUGACAACUUUCACUCGCGGGAGAAAAUACCAUUUAAUCGCGAACCUGGCAUAAAGAUAGAGCUGCCACUGCCAGAUGUUAUAACACCAGUACAGGUGUUCUCCCGUAUCUUCACGGAAGACAUGUGGAUGCGUCUUGUAACGCAAACAAAUUUAUAUGCUGAGCAAACACGGAGUGCAACUCCAUCAAACAGCAAGUGGGAGCCUGUGACGAUCGUCGAAAUGAAGACGUUCGUGGGACUUUGUCUUGCCAUGGGAAUCAUUGAACUGCCAUCGCGAAGAGACUUCUGGCGUCAAAAGAAGUGGCUUUUCAGAACAACCAUCCCACAAGCCAUGUCAAGGGACAGGUACCUCGACUACCUGAAAGAUCGUUUCCAGGAACUCUAUGAAGUGAAUGGCUUCGUGAGUGUCGAUGAGAGUAUGGUGAAAUUCAAGGGUAGACUCUCUUUCCGACAGUAUCUCCCUCUCAAACCCACCAAGUGGGGCAUCAAGGUGUGGGUCAUGGCUGAGAGCUCCACUGGCUAUGUGUCAAACUUCCAGGUCUACACUGGACGUAAGGCGGGGGGGAGUGAGAAGGGCCUUGCGCACCGUGUGGUGAUGGAUCUGGCAAGACCAUACUUUGGGUCCCAUCUCUCCAUUUAUAUGGACAAUUUUUAUUCUGGGGUGCCGCUCUUCGAAGACUUGAGUGCUCAUGGCCUGGAUGCCUGUGGGACCAUUCGGUCCAACAGGAAAGGAAUCCCCACGAAGCUUGCUGCCAUGGCCAGGCAUCAAUACACGGUGCGCCAGAAGGAUGACCUGACCUUCUGUGCCUGGCAGGACACGAAGGCCGUUUUGGUCCUGUCAAACCACCAUGCACCAACGGCAACAGGGACUGUCAAAAGGAGACAGGGAGGAGAUGUCCAGACAGAGGUCACAGUGCCAGCAUGCCUCUCCGACUAUCAGAGGAAUAUGAAGGGGGUCGAUCUGUUGGACCAGAUGGUGGGCUACUACACCAUCAAGCAUCGGUCCAAGAAAUGGUGGCGGAGGCUCUUUUUUUAUUUCCUGUCGGUCAGCUGCUACAACGCCUACAUUGUUGCCAAGAGAGCAGGAGCUAACUUCAGUGGCUACAAAGACUGGCAGGAGGACCUUGCACAGGAGCUUGUCACCCCUGUGACAGCAAGGAGUGCUCCUCAGUGCGCCACAGCACCUGUCUCAGCCUCAGCCCAGCACGACUGUGAGAAGAUCUUUGAGAAGAGAAAGAUCUGCAGGGAAUGUUCUCUGGCAAAGAAUGGCACAGACGCCCGUCCUGGUGCGACAGUUUAUGGAUGCAGGCAGUGUAAUGUGCCCCUGCAUGUUGAGUGCUUCGGAAAACAUGUCCGCCGCACUUGA
Messenger RNA from Eleginops maclovinus (Patagonian blennie), 1428 nucleotides. RefSeq names its product piggyBac transposable element-derived protein 4-like. Lineage: Eukaryota; Metazoa; Chordata; Actinopteri; Perciformes; Eleginopidae. Bases 1 to 1428 code for a protein of 475 amino acids. The transcript has a single exon. The record is from RefSeq and is a predicted model, not a curated record.